Messenger RNA from Salarias fasciatus (jewelled blenny), 10726 nucleotides. RefSeq names its product xin actin binding repeat containing 2b (gene xirp2b). The record is from RefSeq and is a predicted model, not a curated record. Gene Ontology annotation, molecular function: actin filament binding. Gene Ontology annotation, biological process: actin filament organization; actin cytoskeleton organization. Gene Ontology annotation, cellular component: stress fiber; focal adhesion. The coding region runs from base 1 to 10176 and encodes 3391 amino acids. NCBI's taxonomy places the organism in Eukaryota, Metazoa, Chordata, Actinopteri, Blenniiformes, Blenniidae. The transcript is spliced from 10 exons.
AUGCCUGGCAGACGGGUCACGUCUCCAAACACCGGCCCACCUUCCCUGACAUACCGGAGCCGGGCUGGCGCCACCGCCUGCGUCUGCAGCCGAGCCAGACAAGACGAGCUGGCUCGCGCCGCCACACUCGGAGGGGGUCUCUCGCCGCGGCGGCAGCUGCCGGAAUACGCCGACGAAAGAGGAAUCUGGAUUCACUCUGUGGACUCAGAGGUCGUCCCACUAGCCCACUGUGAGGCCGCGUCUCCAGCUGUCUCCAAGCAAGCAGACAACACCAUCCCCAGCAGGGUCAUGGAAGAGUCGGAGGUCUGUUCCCUGCCUGGGGGACUUGCGAGUGUGAGGAAACAAUUUGAGACCCAGGAAACUGCAACCUCACACAGUGUAACCCAGUUUCAGUUUCAUCACAGAGCCGUGCAGGAGUCGUCAAGCUCCGAGGUGACGGUGUCAAGCAGCAGGCAGGUCAUCCCAGGCAGUCAGCAGCUGAAUUUCAACCAAGAAGCGAUGAUGUCAUAUAGUGAGAACAAUUUGUCAUCCAGCUACGAAAACCAUCAAGAUGAAACAGAAGAGGAGUUUCCCAGAUAUACCACCAAAGAACUGAGGGAUCGCUUUGAGAGAACAAUAGAGGAGGCUGCUCCACAAAAACCAAUUAAGUGUGGCCGCGACAUCAAUCGAUCAAAGUGGUCCUCCAGUGUGACUCAGAACAACACAGUGACCAGUGAUGUGUGUGAAACGUCAGCGGCUGAAGCAACACAAGACACGAUGGCCACAGUGAUGGAUUUCGAGGACUUUCCACCCCCGCCGGCUGAUGAUUCUGAUUAUCUACCACCUCCACCUCCAGACUUACUUCAAAUGCCACCAGACACGGACGUCCACCCAGAGUUCCGCUACUCACCCGAACCUCCAGCACCGGUAAACACAUCCAAGUAUCCCGUCAACAGAGAGGCGUACUUCAAACAGAGAAGCAUGUAUGAGCUGAAACGUCUCUACAAGCACAUUCAUCCUGAGGUUCGCAAGAACAUUGAGAAGGAGUGCUACAUCGAUUACAAUGAAAGUGAUGCCAACCACAAGGAGACCCAAGAAUACAUGUAUGAGGACGAUGGUUUGAAUCCUGAUGACGUUGAUGAUGAGGAGAACGGGGAGUGGGAAGAGAUUCUCCCCGGGGAUGUGCAGGCAAUGCGCUGGAUGUUUGAAAACAAACCGCUUGACACCAUCAAGGACGACAUCCCAGAUGACAGUGAAGACGACAAGAAGAUAAUUCAGCAGGAAAUGAUUCUGGGGAAAGAUGUGAGACGGACAGCCUGGAUGUUUGAGACCAAGCCAAUGGACACGCUCGGCUCGCAAAACAUCAACUCGACCGAAUAUAAGAACAAAUUCAAUAAAUUCGACAAGGGAGACGUUCGAGCUGCAGCCUGGCUGUUCGAAACCCAAACAAUGGACACCCUGAACAAAAUGCAUACAGAAGAGGAUUUAACCAAAGAGAUAGUUUUCACUGAAGAGGAUGGAAAUGCCACCAUUUACAUGAUAGAUAAUAAAGUCAUGGAGAGCCUCGGGCACACCGAGACCAUUGAUGAAAGCCACCUGCUGAGCUUACGGUCGGUGUUAGAGGAAAUCAACGGCGAGAUGAAAACCGUAACGAGCACUUUUGACACCCAGUUCAAAUGCAUCAUCAUGGGUCAGUCGAGCCAGAUGCUGGAGAUUAAGUCUGUGCGCAAAAUUGAAACAGAACUGGAGAACUCCAUCGCCUCGCGCUGGCUCUUCGACACUCAACCUCUGGACAUGACGAACAGAGAGCCCACUGCUCUGAAGCUUGUGUGCAGCCUUUCUAUGGAGGACAGCAAUAAGGGAGACUGGGCCAGGUGGCUGUUUGAGAUAAAGACAAUAAAUUCUCUGAGUGAAUGGGAAACCUCCCAAAUGGAGAAAAAAGAGAUCGUUGGGGCUGAUGUGCGCAAACACUGCUUAGUGUUUGAAACGCAGCCAAUGGAUUCCCUGAAAGAUGACUCCAACGCCAAACCUCAGUCUAUUGAGGAUGUUAUUGGAGGCAAUGUCAGAUCUGCAAGGAACUUCUUUGAGAGUAGUCCUCAAGUAGCCCGGAAGAAUCUUGCUGACGUAGGGAAGCUCAAAAAGGCAGCACUAAAUGAAGAAAUGAAAGGAGAUGUGAGACACCAGAAGUGGCGCUUUGAGAGUCAACCCCUGGAACACAUACGAGAGGAGAAGAAGGAGAUCAUCCGCACUGUUAAUGUCGAGGACGACCUCACACAGGAGGACGGUACAAGCUGCAAGGCAGAUGUCCGCAAGAACUGCUGGGUAUUUGAGACGCAGCCAAUGGAUACCUUAAAAGACGAUUCCAACACUCCUCCUUUGACGAAAGAAGAAAUCAUUGCGGGUAAUGUGAGAUCAGCCAGACAUUACUUUGAAACGAUUCCAAGUGACGAGCUGAAGGAGUUGGCAGAGGUGGGGAAGCUGAAAAAAACCGUAGCACUUAAUGAAGAGAAGGGUGACGUUAGACAUCAGAAAUGGAGAUUUGAAAGCCAUCCGCUGGAACAUAUUAGAGAGGAGAAGAAAGAAGUUAUCCGAACCAUUGACCUGGAGGAAAUUGAUAAAGUGGAUGUGUCAAACUACAAGCAAAUCUUCGAGAGCACAGACGUCAGCAUGAGGGACGAAUCACAAAAGAUUGUCAUUGAGGGUGUAACAUCCGGCGCCGUGAAAUCAAACAAGAACUUGUUUGAGUCCACUCCGCUGUAUGCCAUGCAGGACAGCUCAGGACACUUCCACGAGGUGAAGACGGUGCGUCGUGAGGAGGUGGUGAAAGGAGACGUGACAACAUGCAAAUGGAUGUUCGAAACACGACCGAUAGAUCAGUUUGAUCAGAGCAUUGACAAAUAUCAGGUCAUUCAAGGCAUCUCGAAACAGGAAGUUGAGUCUGGUGACGUCAAAACUGCAAAGUGGUUGUUUGAAACCCAGCCUCUGGAUGCCAUCAAGUACUUCAGCAACAUUGAAGACGAAGAAGUUGUGGAGAAAAGUAAAAAUGUUGACGUGAUGAAGGGUGAUGUGAAAACCUGCAAGUGGCUGUUCGAGACGAAACCAAUGGACGUCCUGUACGAAAGAGUGGAGUUAAAGGGUGAGAAUGAAGUUGAAGAAAUGCACAAGGGGGAUGUGAAAACCUGCACGUGGCUGUUUGAGACACAAGCGCUCGAUACCAUCCACGACGAGACAGAAACCGUUUUGAGGACAUGCACUGUGAAGCAAGAGGACAUCAGCGGAAAAGAUGUAAGGAUGGCCUGCUUCCUCUUCGAGACAGAGAAACUGGAGAACCUCGUUGGGGAGGAGGCAGACUCCUUCAAGCGCGUCACAGAGAUAGACAUCGCAUCCGGAGAUGUGUCGAGGAUGAAGUAUAUAUUUGAAAACCAAACAUCCGACAUCAUGACAUCGACCUCCGAGGAAUCGAUGCAAAAGCUCAAGAGAGUCCAGACUGAGGACAUACAGAGAGGAAAUGUCGUGAACUGCAAGUGGCUUUUUGAAAACCAAUCAAUAGACACCAUACGCGAUAGCCAAGAGGAAUCUGUGAGCAGUCGCACAGUGAAUGAUGUACAAGGCGGAGAUGUAAAUAAAGGACGUUUCAUCUUUGAGACCUGCUCCUUAGAUAAAAUCCAUGAAGUGACUUCAGAGAUGGAUAUGAUCCGAACAGGAAGAAUUACCUGUGAUGAAGAAGAGAAGGGUGACGUGAGGAAUUACACCAUGAUGUUUGAAACUCAGCCCCUUUACGCCAUUCAGGAUAAAGAGGGUCAUUAUCAUGAGGUCACGACUGUCACCAGCGAGGAGGUGACUCGUGGAGACGUUGUUGGCACCCGGUGGCUGUUUGAAACCAAGCCCCUCGACGCCAUCAAGGACACGGACGAGGUUUAUAUCAUCAAAUCCGUCACUCAGCAGGAUGUGCAAAAGGGAGACGUCAUGUCAGCUAAAUGGAAAUUCGAGACGCAGCCUCUUGAUAGGAUUGCUGAGGAAAAGAGGCCUUUAACAAAAACUGUGGAGGACAUCCAAGGUGGCAAUGUCAAAAUGAAUAAACAUCGUUUUGAGUCUGAUAAUUCGUCACAGGGGAGCGUUAAAACUGUUAACGUCAGUGAAAUACAAAAGGGCGACGUCAGGACGGCAAAGUGGAGGUUUGAAACUCAAUCAAUUGACAAAAUACGAAGCAUGAGCUCUGAAAAUCUGAUUGAAACGGUCAAGAAGGAAGAGGUCGCAAAGGGGGAUGUUAAACAAUCAGUGUGGCUUUUUGAGAAAAAUCCUCUUGACCACAUUAAAGAAACAGACGAAGAAGAGAACACAGCGGCCCCUCAGGAGGAGAUUCCCAAAGCAGACGUGAAGACAACAACAUGGCUGUUUGAAACCACGCCACUGAACGACUUUAAUGAGACCAAAAUAGAAAGAACAGAAAUCUUAGGCAAGAGCGUCAAAGGAACGCUAGAGGAACUUUAUAGUCAGAAAAUGGUAAAGUCGAAGGGAAUUCUCAUUGAAACCGAUGAAAUUGGCGACGUCAGGAUGGCAAAAUACCAGCUGAUGAACAAAGAGGCUCCAGAAAUCCAGCGAGAGGAAGUCAUCCGGGGAGACCUGCAGACUAUUAUGAUGAACCUGCUGAACAGACAGGAGAGGAAGGAGCAGCAGAUCGUUAUAGAUUCAGAGGAGAAGGGGAAUAUCAGCUCUACGGUGCAACAGCUAUUCAGCCAAGAGAGAUCAAGCAGUAUUGAUAGGGAGGAAGUAUUACGUGGUGACAUUCAGGAGGCUAUAAACAACCUGUUCACUGAGGACAGCUCCGCCAAGCAUGGAAUACUCAUCCAGGAAGAUGAAAGAGGAGAUGUGCAGAUGACAAUAUAUUCCCUCAUGAAUCAACAAGACAAUGUAAACGUUGAAAAGGAGGAUAUUGUAAAAGGAGACAUCAGGAGUGCUCUUAAAAGAUUGUCUAGCGAAGACAAGCCUGAUCAGACAGUGAAGAUCAGAGUCGAUGAUGCAGAAAAAGGAAAUGUCAACUUUUACUCGACGUGCAUUGAAUCUGGAGCUCUCGACUAUCUGAAACAGCUCCACUUAGGACCCGAUGAGACGCCGUCCGAUAAUCCGAAUAAAAUGGAGAUUGUCGGUGGUGAUAUCAAGGGCACAAAGCUCAUCCUUGGCCGUAAUCAGACACAAAUUGAGCGAACGGUCGAGGAUGUUAUACCCGGGGAUGUUCACAACGCGGUGAAGGUGUUUAUGACAGAACCAGCCCUCUCUCUAGAAGGACUCCAGAAGGAGGAGAUCGUCAAAGGUGAUUUAAGAGCUGCUUUGAAUUCAUUGUCUGAGUCAGUAAAUCAGACAGUCGUACUGGAGAAGGAGGAGGUGGUGAAAGGCAACAUACCAAAAGCCCUGCGCUGUUUGGAGAGGGCUCAGAGGCAGUACAAAGAGGUGGAGAAGCCAGACAUCGUGCCAGGAAAUAUCAAAGGGGCUCUACGGUCCCUCGAGAAAUCGUCAACAUCCAGGGUUGAAGCUGCUGUUGAGGAUUUAGUCCCCGGAGAUGUCAAGGCUACGCUGAAAUCACUGGAGCUGGCAAAGAAGGCCGUGAGAGAAGUUGAAAAGGAAGAAAUCAUUCGGGGUGAUAUUCACACGGCAAUGCAGAGUCUGCAUGAUGCCUCCAGUGAAAGAAGGGUGUGUCAGCAGGAGGUAGAUGUUCAGGGAGAUGUCAGAGGAACAAUCCAGCUGUUAAUGGACGCUCCAGCUUCACCAAAGCUGCAGAGGAGUUCAAGCUUCGAAGAGGAAGUAAAAGGCGACGUCAAGAUGUCCAUUAAGUCACUGUAUGAGACACAGGAACAGGUGCAGCUGGAUAAAGAGGAAGUGAUCAAGGGGAACGUUAAAGGCACGAUAAAAUCACUGAUGGAAACAGCACAGCGUGUUUCACCUAAAGUCAAACUGGGAGCGUACAGAAGAACUAAGGUCAAGCAGAGUCCUCCUGUUAAGAACCUGAAUCUAGAUGCAGAGAGAAACGUACAGAAGAUCAAAACAGCAAAAGUGGUGGAGUCAUCAAGAGAGAGUCACUCUACGUCUAACGAAACUGAAAUUAACAGCACAAAUUCAUACACCGUCGAGCAGUCCGCUCAGCAAACUGUGGUGCAGCACAAAACCAUUACCCAAAGCCACGGCAUCAAAACAGUGAAAACGGAGUUUCGGAAUCUUAAAUCGAAUCAAAAGGGGAUGAUAAAACAAGGCAAAACUCAAGUGAAAACCGAUGCGUACAUCCUAAAAGCCCAAACACCAGAGCCUGAACUACCCCUCCCACCACCACCUCCACCAGUGACAGAUGCUGACCUUCCUCCUCCUCCCACUCCUCCUCCUCCUCCCUCUGCUGAUAUUGAUCAGGUCCUUCCUCCACCUCCACCGCUCACCAGCGAGCAAGAUUUUCUUCCUCCUCCUCCCUCUCAACAAGAGCUGGAGAGCAUCCAUCCCUCACCAGCCAAAGCAAAGAAGAUGACGGUGAAGAAAGUGAAAGGUCCUGCUGUGCACCCAGUCCCAAAGCUGGAAUCCAAAGUGGAAGUCUGUAAGACGCAGCAGGUGGAGGCUACGUCGGAGAAAGUGGUGAAAAUGAGUCAAAGCCAAAUAAAAACAACAACACAGACAUCAAAAGCUAUUCCGUAUGAAAUUCCUCCCCCAUCUCCGUCGCCUCAGCCACUGAAGAAAGUUUACAUUUCUCCUGUGAAAUUCACCCCCCCUCCCUCUCCUCCUCCUUUCAUGAGAGGGAAAAUGACCAAAUUCAACACGGCGUUGAUUAAAGCAGAGGAGAAGUACCGGAAGUUGCGGGAGGAGAACACGCCGCCAACCACACCGACUCCACCUCUGGCUCACGACUCGGUUGUUUCUGCUCUGGAGACGCUUUCAGCCAAAGACGCACAGCAGACCAGAGACGAAAAGGCAGGACUGAGUGUUCAUUCAGAGUUUCGAUCAAGUGAUUCAUCCAAGCAGGUUCUCGUCUCAAAUGUCAACGUUCAUCAAGACAAAGUCCUCGCAGGUUCUGCAAUGAUAUCAUCUGCUCAACAGCAAAUUGUCGCUAAUGAGACAUCUAAGGUUGUCUCAGUUCAAAAGACCUCAACCGUCUCCACUGUUCGACAACAGACGCACACAACUACACAGAAAUCAGUGUCUGUUUCAUCCAAGCAGUCUGCUCAGUCUGCCAUGACUGAUGAAGUCCAGACCUCAAUUAGUGCUGCAAAAACAGAGAGCAUUAUGGAUGAUGCAAAGAUGCAGUCUAAUCAUCACAAAGCAAAAGGCUCCAGCAAAUCUGAGGAUAAAACGGAAGACAAAACACCAGCUGAGAAGGUGAAAGCAGAAGCCGUAAGAAUGCAGUUGCCUGAUCCAGCUUCCAAAAAAGAAACUUCAAAAGAAAAUAUAAAGGAGCCCAGGUCAGAGCAGAGUGAUAAUAAGAAGAAAACGGAUCAUUCUCCCACAAAAAGCCAGGAAAGUGCUUUUAAUCAGCCAGUGCAAACAGAAACAGUAACCGCAAAUACAAAUGGUAAAUCAGGGAAAGCAAACCAAAAAUUGAAAAAGAACAAUAAGCAAGAAAAGCAAGCGGAGAUAAAAGUGUCCAGUGAGAGUGAGAAACAAAGUGCUUCAGAAGAUUACAGAGUAGAAGUAAAGGAAACUGCUGUGGUGAAAGUGAUCGAUGAACCGAAAGAAGUAAAGACAGAUUUAAAGCCAGAGAUUAAGAAAGUUACCACGUCUCCUCCUGCUGCUUCUGUGCCUGCUGUUACUGUGAGCAAUGCUGGGAGUCAACCAGAGACUCAGACUGCAACAAAGAAGAAGAAGAAGUCCAAGAAGUCCAAAGGAGCUGUGCAAUUACUUCAAAGUAAAGAAAUUUUAAUGGAUACGAAAACAGAGGCAACAGAAAACAAGAAAACCAAGUCAGAAAAAACACACCAAGCUCAGGAAACAGUCACAGUUUCCCAAAUUCACAAAAGUAUGAAAGAAGAGCACAUUCAAGUCAGGAGAGAAGUCAUUACCACAGAAAGUAAAGAUGAUGAGAAUUCCCAGCAACAAAAAGCAGUUCAAAAGCAUGUGAAGGGAUCUCAGAAGAGAGAAAUGACAGUUACUCAGCAGAGCGCAAAGGAACCACCGGAAGAAAGUAGGAAUGUCCCAAUUACAGUGACAGGCGAGUCAGAACAAAAUGAACUGUUAAAGUCUACAACUGAGAGGAAAGAGGAGUCUCAGAGGCAAAAGGUCCAAGUGUUAAUCUCUCACAUCUCAGAGAUACAGAGAGGUUCAAGAGAGGCUGAUUCUGAAACUGUGAAGAGCCUGCUAAGUACAAUACCAGACUGGCUCCUAACUCCGGAAAGAAAACGUGAACUUCUGGGAUCUGUGACAGUUAGUGAUGUACAAAAAAAUGAGGAAAUUCUCUCACUUGUCUGGAAACUAGCAGAGGCAGAGCUAAUGCUUCUAGACAGCGAAACGCUGGAAAAGCACGAAUGUGAGUCCGUUUCUGAAAAAGCAGCCUCUGGUGCGGCAAUGCCGAGAAUAGCCAAAAUCAGCAUUGGCUCUGCCAAAGUUGAGAACCAAACAAAGAGAAAGACCUCACAGGAAAAACAAAGAGAAGAAGUGAGUUUGUGCAAGUCUGUUGACCUUCGGGCUCCGUCACCUUUGCUCAGGAUGCGUUCUCCCUCGCCAACAUUUAUCACCAUCGAGUCGACGCGAAGAACAGACUCUCCUCAGAGGGUUACUCCGUCUCCGACUCUGCUGCACAGGCCGCCCACGCCUCCCACGCCGCCGCCGCGGAGGUGCGACACCCCCACGUCGCGCCUCAACAGAAUCACACCUUCCCCGACCUUUGACAGAGCGGAAAAUUUGCCUCGGCUGAAGGACACCACAGCAAAGCUCUCACGAGGCGUCACCCCACCGCCACCGCUUCCAAAUCAAAUCCCGGAGAAGAAAUCAGAGAUUGUGGAGUCGCCUCCCUCCUUCCAUCGCCAAAUCAAAAUCGAGUCUCAGGUGGUGGAAACCUCUGGGAUGCUGAUUGCAACAGAAAAGCCAAAAAAGAGCUUAUCCGAGGAGGCUCGGCUCCCCGAUGUCAAUAAUGCGCCUGCGAAAGGUGAAGCUGAUAUUCUGAAAGAUUUGAAUGCAAAUGAAAUACAGACUGAGGCACAGAUCCAUGCAGCAUCAGGUCAGACCGACCCAGGUCUGGAGGAGACUUCAGAUAGUUCAGAGCUAUCAUCCGCAUCUGUCAAAGAGAAGCGGGAGUUUUACGAAGAGGCUCGAAAGGCAGAAAUUAAUAAGAUUUAUGUGCGAAAGGAGCCCAUUGCUAUCCCAGAGCGGCUGGGCUCCGACACAGAAGAGUGCGAGGCAGACAAUGAGGAGAGAGAAAAGGAUGAGCUUCCCAGGGCCGACAUGUCGAGUCUUGUAAACAAAUUUGAAUCACCAGAAGAAAAAAUAUAUAUCAGAAAAGAGCUUAUGCCACUCACAGAGCGUCUUCACAGUGACACCGAAAACCCAAAGUGUGACGACGAGAAAGCACACAUCCUGGAACAGGAAAUGCCAGCAUUUGACAUCCAGGCUAUUAAAAAUGUUUUUGAACUGGGUGAGCAAAGUUUCUCAUUCAAAGAAGAAAAGACGGAUCAGGAGGAGCUUGUGUCAAGCCUGACUGAAACAACAGCCGACACUUCAAAAGGGGAAAGUCCUCCGGAGACGGAGGGGGGCUCUCAGCACGGCGGCCCCCUCCCUCUGCAGAAAACUGGGCUCGAAACUGUUGCAGCGAAACCGUCAGCCUUCUCUGAAACCAAAUCAAUCACGGAGCAUUUCUCAAAUGUUGACGAAUUCGGCACCAAGGUCACCGGAACGAGGACGGCCGUCACCGAGCACUCGGAGAGCGUGUCAACUCAGCGGGCUCCGUUCUCCUACGCCGACGCCGUCAAGAGAAAAGCCGCCGCCAGGCGGACGGAGACGUACGACGAAGACGCCACGGAGAGACUGCUGAGGAAUUUCCACGAGACGUGGACAGAGAGCGAGACGGUUUUUAAGAGCUUGGGCUACACUGUUUCUGAGGAGUCGUCGCAAGUGUCUCACCACACCGAGAUUGUCUCAUCGGACUCGAGUGCCGAAGUCGGAGCUCUGCACGGCGUGUCGGAGGAGAGCCUACCCGAUGGAUGCGCUGAUAGUGGACAAAAAGAAGUACCAUAAGUCCUGUUUCUGCUGUGAGCACUGCAGGAAUAAAUUAAGCCUUGGAAAUUACGUCUCUCUCCAUGGACAUUUCUACUGCCUACACCAUUACAAACAGCUCCUCAAGUCCAAAGGGAAUUACGAUAAUGGACUUGGGCAGAAACCUCCUGCAGGAAGUGGUGGACCUAUUCCCUCAGAUGAGAAACUUGAAUGGAGAUAUUCCAUGAGCAGCAUAAGUUCAAUCGACAAAACACACAGUGUUGAAAGUGAAACGAGAAAAACGUUAGAUGAAAACAAACCACACAGCAACAAAAUUUCUGUAGUUUGGCCGCCACAGUUCGAUCCCCCAAAGAAAGCCUUUAAAAUAGAGGAUGAUAUUCGGCUGACUAAACCACAGUGGCCCCCUCCAGACAACUCCCCAAAGUCACCCAAACACCAGCACAGAAAGGCUGUUCCCAGAAGCGUUCUUUGAAACAUAUUCAGUUUAGACAAAUACAUCCAAGGAAGGAACACAGAAGACUGAAUGGUACAAAAAAAAAAAAAAACUUGCUUUUUAAAAAAAAAAAAAAAA